This is a messenger RNA of Camellia sinensis, 474 nucleotides long. NCBI's taxonomy places the organism in Eukaryota, Viridiplantae, Streptophyta, Magnoliopsida, Ericales, Theaceae. The record is from RefSeq and is a predicted model, not a curated record.
AUGGCAAAGACUAUGAAACAAAAGUUUAGCAAGUAUUGGGAGGAUGGAAGUAAGAUCAAUUUGUUAUUGUAUGUUGCGGUUGUUCUUGAUCCUAUCAAAAAAAAUGACAUACUUGAGUUUUGCUUUUCAAAUUUAUUUCUUGGAGAUAAUAAAAAUGUGGAAGAUAUGGUAGACAAGGUUAAGGGUUGUUUGAGUCAUUUGUAUAGCCAUUAUGUCACACUUUGUCCUUCAAAUGAGAAACUUCCAAGUGUGAGUGAUGUUGUGAAUAUGGUGGAAAAUGAUGAUGAUGAUCCUUAUUCUUUGGUUGACUCCCAAUUUAAUUCCUAUUUGGAGGGGCUAUGCAUUAGUGGAUCUAAGUCGGAAUUGGAACAAUAUUUGUCCGAGGUUGAACAUUUUGCAAAGAAUCAAACAUUUGAGAUUUUGGAUUAUUGGAAGGUUGAAGCUCUUGUACUUUGGAGUCAAGCCCAUGUUUAA